AUGAGUGUCAUUGAAGACCUGACGGCUACGAGUUCGAUUCCAGCAGGAGAAGCAACUGAAUUACAAAAGUCAGUUACUGAGGAAUCCAUUGCCGCGGUUGAUGAGUCCAGCAAUGGUGAAUCCUCCAAAACAGAUCUUGACAUCUCCGAGGACGAUGAAGCCGGAGACGAGAGACCCAACGGAGUAGCAAUAGAAGAAAAGGGACAAUCGAAAAUGCCAGAAGAGUACAGGCCUGCAACAAGGACAAUCUACGUUGGAAACUUGAAUUUCAGAGUCGAGCCUCGCCACGUCGAAGACCUUUUUAGCUUCGCUGGACCUAUUACAAAAGUCAAGCUAGUUUCUCAACCCGUGACGAGGCGGCCUUGCGGAUAUGGCUUCGUCACGUUUGAAAAUGAGGAGAGCGUUGAAAGAGCCAUCGAGAAGCUUGAUAAGGCGGAAUUCUGGCUGAGGCCUCUUCUGGUGAAGAAGAAGGAGGUCGUCAGGCCAGAUCAGGAGCCAUCUGAUUCCGCUAGAGGAAGUGAUUCUGACUCAAACAGGGGCUCUUUCAGAGGAAGAGGAAAAGGCAGAGGCAGAGGUGGAGGUAGAGGCCGGGGUAGAGGAUUUAGAGGAGGUUUCAGAGGAGGCCGUGGCGGCAGAGGAAGCUCCGCACCCACUGAAACCACGCCAAAAACCGAAGAACAAUCAGCAUCAAUCGCUUAG
This is a messenger RNA of Candidozyma duobushaemuli, 699 nucleotides long. RefSeq lists its product as uncharacterized. The record is from RefSeq and is a predicted model, not a curated record. The transcript has a single exon. Gene Ontology annotation, molecular function: RNA binding. Bases 1 to 699 code for a protein of 232 amino acids. Lineage: Eukaryota; Fungi; Ascomycota; Pichiomycetes; Serinales; Metschnikowiaceae.